AUGGGGAGUACUGCAAAAGGACUCAUCUCUGGAUUUAUAUGCAGGUUAUGUUCAAAAAUGAACAGAUAUGUUAUUUUAAUAUAUAGUGAAGAAGGAGAAAGAAUGGGUUUGGCAGAAAAAAUUAAUUUGCAUUUGCCUAUAACUGUAACGAAAAAUGAUCCACUACCGAAAACUGUUUGCCUAAAUUGUAUCAACAGACUUGAAAAACAUUCACAAAUGAUUCAAAUGAUUACUAGGGCAGAAACUAAAUUUGACAUUUACAAAGAAGAAUUGUCAAAUAAUGGUUCUCAAAGAUGUAUUGAUGGCAAUGAAAGAAACCUAUAUGAAAAUAAUGACAGUGAUAGUGAUAAUUGA
This is a messenger RNA of Pediculus humanus corporis (human body louse), 354 nucleotides long. RefSeq lists its product as uncharacterized. Lineage: Eukaryota; Metazoa; Arthropoda; Insecta; Psocodea; Pediculidae. The record is from RefSeq and is a predicted model, not a curated record. Gene Ontology annotation, cellular component: nucleus. The transcript is spliced from 2 exons. The coding region runs from base 1 to 354 and encodes 117 amino acids. Gene Ontology annotation, molecular function: zinc ion binding.